AUGGACCAAGAUGGAGGCUUCUUCCGGAACAUGGUGCCAGCAUCUUGCUGGAAGUUGAUGAAGCGUCUAAAAAUCGGCCCAGAGCGGAAGCUCGCCGCAGCACAAUCGGAGUUGUGCAGGUUUGUCGCGGAGAUGAUGGAGAAAAGGGGAGAUGGAUCGGUCCACAUGGAUGAACAGCAAGAGAACCGUAAUGUAGAAAUUGUUUCUUCCUACAUCGAUGACCCAGAGUAUAUUGACGACCAUGGAAAACCUAGUGGCUUCAUGUACGCCACCCUGAUCAAUUACAUGUUUGCCGGGCGUGACACGGUCGGCACAACCCUCACUUGGCUCUUCUACAACCUCAUCAAACACCCGCACAUCAUGUCGAGCAUUAGAAGAGAACUAUCUCCCAUUGCCAUGCACAAAGCAAACAACUCCACCACCAUGGUGACCUUUGAGCCAGAGGAGACAGAACCGCUUGUCUACGUGCAUGCGGCAUUGUUCAAAUCCAUGAGGCUGUACCCACCGGGCCCCAUCGAGCGCAAGACUGUGAUGACCGACGACGUACUGCCGAGCGGUCACAAGGUGCGGAGGGGUGAAACCAUACUGAUUUCACUCUACUCAAUGGGCAGGAUGGAAGGUGUGUGGGGCAAGGAUUGCACGGAGUACCGGCUAGAAAGGUGGGUCAAAGAGGAUGGCAAGCUUCUGUACGUGUCGUCCUACAAGUUCCUAGCAUUCAACGCCGGGCCGAGAUCGUGCUUGGGCAAGCACAUCUCGGUAGUGCAGAUGAAGAGUAUCAUUGCCGCCAUAGUGUGGAACUUCAAUUUUGAGAUGGUGGCAGGGUACGUUGUAGAGCCAAAGCCAUCAGUUGUGCUCAAGAUGAAGAAUGGGUUGUGUGCCAAGAUCCUCAAACGGCGGAUCAAAUGA
Messenger RNA from Triticum aestivum (bread wheat), 906 nucleotides. RefSeq names its product alkane hydroxylase MAH1-like. The record is from RefSeq and is a predicted model, not a curated record. Gene Ontology annotation, molecular function: iron ion binding; oxidoreductase activity, acting on paired donors, with incorporation or reduction of molecular oxygen; monooxygenase activity. Lineage: Eukaryota; Viridiplantae; Streptophyta; Magnoliopsida; Poales; Poaceae. Bases 1 to 906 code for a protein of 301 amino acids. The transcript has 2 exons.